UAUUGAAAAAUAAACUAAAAAUAACUUUUCAGGGCGAUGUGGCAGCAAACAAGGCUUGGCGGUUGCAUGACGGACAUGUGGCAGCUCCCCCUAGAGUCCAACCGCCUUUCUGAAGCUAGCUUCUUUCUUUACAAACCGUAUUUAUAAUUUCCUUGCAAUGAACAUCUUCAAUUAAUAAAUUUAUUACUAAAUUCCAAUCAAAAACAAAGAAGAAAAUGCACUCAGUAAAGGAGAAAGUAAGCAACGCAGCUGCCGCUGGUAAAGAGCACGUUGACAUCCUCAAAGCCAAAGCCGAAGAAAAGGCUGAGAAAGCAGUAGCAAGGACAAGGGAAGAGAAGAGGAUAGCAGAAGAGGUGAGAAAAGCAAAAGAAGCGGAAGCGAAGAUGGAGCUACAUCAAGCGAAAGCACGUCAUGCAGCGGAGACGCUGCAAUCGAAGCAAUCUCAUCUUAUAGGGCCUCACGGCCACGGCCACCACCAUCAUGCUGUCGGUGGCCAGCAAAAUCCAGUGGUGGGUAGUACCAUUCCAACUACUGGGACCGUGGCUCCUACCUAUCCUCUUGGAGGUUACCCUCCUACUUCACAUGGACAUAUCUAAUUUAGCAGCAUCCUGUAAUAGUGUGUAGUUUCAAUUCCGUUCUCUGUAAUGCCUUCGGAAUAAAUUGGGGAACGCCUUUGGUUUUCUAGCUAGCUAGCUAGAUCCUUUCACAAGAAUAUAUGUCAUGACAAGUGUCAAACAUUUCCCUUUGAAAGAAUUAUAUUCUUUGCAUUCCGCUUUCUGUCCAA
This is a messenger RNA of Solanum pennellii, 784 nucleotides long. Its product is annotated as late embryogenesis abundant protein 6-like. Gene Ontology annotation, biological process: embryo development ending in seed dormancy. The transcript is spliced from 2 exons. Bases 216 to 596 code for a protein of 126 amino acids. NCBI's taxonomy places the organism in Eukaryota, Viridiplantae, Streptophyta, Magnoliopsida, Solanales, Solanaceae. The record is from RefSeq and is a predicted model, not a curated record.